Molecule: messenger RNA, 2558 nt
Organism: Epinephelus moara (kelp grouper)
Lineage: Eukaryota; Metazoa; Chordata; Actinopteri; Perciformes; Serranidae
Product: protein O-GlcNAcase
Exons: 17
Coding region: 129-2558 (809 amino acids)
Biological process (GO): glycoprotein metabolic process
Molecular function (GO): beta-N-acetylglucosaminidase activity
Source: RefSeq, a predicted model, not a curated record
GGCAGAUCGAGGAGAAGCAUGAAGAUUAUCCCCAGUAUCUGAGCUAACAGACGGGGAGAGCAUCUCGUCCUCCCUCGCUCGUUCGGGGCCGACUGGAAGCGGAGGGAGGCAGCGGGGCUGAGGACAGGAUGGAGGAGAAGAAGCAGUUUCUUUGUGGGGUGGUGGAAGGUUUCUAUGGGAGGCCUUGGACUAUGGAUCAGAGGAAGGUUCUCUUCCAAUGGAUGCAAAGUUGGGGAUUGAACACCUACUUGUAUGGCCCAAAAGAUGACCUCAAACACAGACUGUUGUGGAGAGAAGUCUACUCCCAUGAAGAGGAGGGUCAGUUGCGCACUCUCAUAAAGGAGGCUCAGUCAAGAGGCCUGAGGUUUGUUUACGCCCUCUCUCCUGGUCAGGACAUUGUCUUCUCUUCUUCCUGUGACCUGACACUACUCAAACGCAAGCUAAGACAGGUAUCAGACCUGGGUUGCCAGGCAUUUGCCAUUCUGUUUGAUGACAUCGAUCACUCCAUGUGUCAGGCUGACAGCGAGGCCUUUUCUUCAUUCGCUCAUGCUCAGGUCACUGUAACCAAUGAGAUCUAUCGGUACUUGGGGGAACCACCUGUCUUCCUUUUCUGCCCCACAGAGUACUGUGGUUCUCUGUGUUCUCCCAGUGUAUCGAAGUCUCCCUACCUGCAGACUGUUGGAGAGGACCUGCUGCCCAACAUAACAGUAAUAUGGACAGGCAGUAAAGUAAUCUCCAGGAAACUGUCUGCAGACUGCCUGGCUGAGGUGGAGUCUGUCCUCCAGCGCCCCCCGCUCAUCUGGGACAACCUGCACGCUAAUGACUACGACUCCAGACGUCUCUUCCUGGGGCCUUUUAAGGGCCGAGAGCCUCAGCUGAGGAGCCACCUGAGAGGCCUGUUACUCAACCCCAACUGCGAGUUCGAAGCCAAUUACAUCCCUUUGCAUUCGCUGGGGAGCUGGUACAGAGCUGGAAAAGAGGAGAGGAAAGAUGAGGAGUGUGAAUACUGUCCUGAUAGAGCUCUGUCUGCUGCACUUCAUGAUUGGAUGGAGGAACUCAACCAACCACUACAAGCAGGUCGUCAGAGCUCACGAGCAGACCAGCGUUCCUCCACUCCAACAACUCGCUGCAAAACACCUGACAGAUCUGACUACCCGUCCACCUUCAGAGGAUCCUCUGCCGUAGCCAAGCUUCCUGUUUUUCCCCUGAACUCAAGUUCACCUCCGUCGUCACCCACGAAGGUCAAGGGUGAGACGGAGGGACGUGAUGGGGAGAGGAGAAGGUCAAACCAGCCUAGUCAACCCAAUCACCAACCUCCAGGUUCCAGGCCUGGUGCACCCUCUGGUGGAGGCCGGGGUCAGAAGGCACAGGGUCUGGGGCUCUGUGGUGGGAAGGGUCUACUAAGUGAGUCCCAGGUGCGGCUGCUGGUUGGGCUUUAUUAUCUACCCCACGAGCACGGCCCAUCUGCCCAGAAACUGCUGCAGGACCUGACCUGGCUAAAGGCAAACUGCCACCUGGUCAGCGCCAACAGCAAGAAGACAACACCUCAGAAGAUUGAUGAGUGGCGCGGUCGGUCCUCCAGGGUCCUGUCCCUGUGUGAAGACAUAGCACAGCUCCACUGCAGCGUGGUGGGUGGGGCCAAUAGGGCUGUGCUCUAUGACCUUUAUCCUUACGUGUGGGACCUGAGGAACACGGCUCUGCUGGCAAAAGCAUUCAUAUGCUGGCUGGAUGGAAGAGUAUUGAGUGACAGCUCAACUCUGGGCACCUGGAAGAACUGCUUCCACUGGUGUGGGAAGGCCUCAGGGGCAGACGUACUGGGAGUGGAGUCAGAGCCAUGGGCGUUCAAAGGAGGGGUGUCUGGGGAGGUGCAGAUGCUCCUCCCAAUAGGCAGCAGCAGUGAACUCUUCACUCAUCCUCCUCCGCUCUUCCCUACCUCUCGUCUCUAUAACAUCAGGCCCUACCACAGCAAGGACAAGUUGGAGUUGUAUCGCAUGGUGCGCCAGCUCCACCUGAGGACUCAGGGCGGCCAAGAGUCCAGCAUUGCUCACCCAGAUGUCAUAGGAGACAGAUGUCUCGGACCGUGCCUGGCGUUGUGCCCGGAGUACUGUUUCAUCCUGGAGGAUGAGCUGGGUGUGUGCGGCUGCGUGUUGGGCAUCCUGGAUGUUCGCUCGUUUGCCAAGCGGUGCCAGGCCAGCUGGAUGCCUGCCAUGAGGGACAAAUACCCGCCCAAAGGGGGCAACACACACCCCAACACACAGCAGGACCUGAUCCAGCUGAUGGAGGAGGACCAAGGAGAGUAUCCAGACUCUCUUCUCUAUCACUUCCCCUCUCAGCUGCGACUGGACGCGCUGCCUGAGCUGGUGGACAUCAGCGUCAGCCGCACUCUACUCACCGCCUUGCUCACUGCACUUAAGGCAAAUGGUUCUCAGGGUGUGUUCUGCGAGGUGCAGCCGACAGACCGUCAGAGGCUGGAGUUCUUGACAAAACUGGGCUUCCUGGAGAUCCUCAGAGGAGAAGCCAGGAGCAGAGAGGGAGUGGUGCUGGGGAGGCUGCUCUGA